Molecule: messenger RNA, 923 nt
Organism: Cylas formicarius (sweet potato weevil)
Lineage: Eukaryota; Metazoa; Arthropoda; Insecta; Coleoptera; Brentidae
Product: venom serine protease 34-like
Exons: 5
Coding region: 120-923 (267 amino acids)
Biological process (GO): proteolysis
Molecular function (GO): serine-type endopeptidase activity
Source: RefSeq, a predicted model, not a curated record
UUCGAAACGCACAUAAUUACUGCGGGAGCGGAACGUUUUCUACUAUAUCACAAGCAAACACCGUUACAAUCGGACUGUUUUCCACGCUUACCUCUCCCGGUGGACAGUUCCACUGUACCAUGACCGCUAUCAAGGACAGUUCAAAGGAACUGUGGGUACCGACCAUACAAAACUUAGCGGCCUGCGAUUGUGGUUGGAAGCAAAUGGCUACAAUCCUUGGAGGACAAGAAACGGGCGUCAACGAGUACCCUUCGAUGGCGGGGCUGGUAAAUCUGAACCCUUUCAUCAUAAUUUGCGGGGCUAGCAUAAUCUCUGAAUUUUUCGUGUUGACCGCCGGUCAUUGCGUCUACAAUAGAGAUCGCAGCACGUUUUCGGUUUUAGUGGGCGGGCACAACAUCACUUCAGGAACCACCCCUUAUUCGAAGAUUUAUAAUGUUAACACCUACGAAAUCUUCCCCAACUUCAGUCUAAUUAAUACGGUGAUAGCUGACAUCGCGAUCAUUCAAACUCAAAACCAAAUAGUGUUUAGUUUAUAUAUCGGUCCCAUAUGCUUACCAUUUCGGUACAAAACCUCCGAUUUCGUUGGUCAACUUGUUACGGCAUUGGGAUGGGGUAGCCUGAACGUUUCCGAUAGCCAAUCGGACGUGCUAAGGAAGACAAGUCUCACUGUAAUUUCAAACCAGCAGUGCGCCCGGGACCAGACUGAGAAUAUCAACAACAAUCAUAUAUGUACAUUUACUCUGAGACAUCGCGAGUGCGCUGGUGAUUCUGGAGGCCCGUUGCUGUGGAUGGAUCCGAGCACUCAAAAGUUGCAUCUUAUCGGGAUCAUAUCCCACGGGCUCGACUGCAAUAUCGACAGUCCCUCAAUUAACACCAGGGUUACUUCGUAUUUGGAUUGGAUCGUUGCCAGAACUGGUAUGUAA